GUAAUCGUAAAUGAGAAAUUUGAGAACAUCUUGGUGAUCAUGAAUGAGAAAUUUGAGAACAUCUUGGUAAUCAUGAAGGAGAAAUUCAAGAAUAUUUUGGUGAUUGUGAAUGAGAAUGUUGAGAAUGUCUUGGUGAUUGAGAAUGAAAAUGUUAAGAAUAUCUUGGUGAUUGAGAAUGAGAAUAUUGAGAAUGUCUUGGUGAUUAAGAACAAAAAUGUCAAAAAUGCCUUAGUGAUUGAGAAUAAGAGUGUCAUGACCUAG
This is a messenger RNA of Dentiscutata heterogama, 261 nucleotides long. Lineage: Eukaryota; Fungi; Glomeromycota; Glomeromycetes; Diversisporales; Gigasporaceae. The record is from the annotation of a GenBank genome assembly.